Acaulospora colombiana is the source of this 459-nucleotide messenger RNA. NCBI's taxonomy places the organism in Eukaryota, Fungi, Glomeromycota, Glomeromycetes, Diversisporales, Acaulosporaceae. The record is from the annotation of a GenBank genome assembly.
AUGAUGGAAGAUGAAAAACUACUUUCUUCCUCAUCUAUUAGAUCUCAGAACCGUUAUUCGCAUUCAGCUACAAUCUCCUCCUCCUCAAACUUUGAUUCGUCAUUUGACAUUGAAACAACAAAUGAAAGUAGAAUUCUACCUCUAAGUAAUGUCAUUAACAGAACAUCGAACGAUGUUGCUGAGAAUUUACAUAUACCUCGACCUUUUAUUCCAACUUAUCUAAGAAACACUCUUAUCGAUAUGAACAAUAGAGUAUCGAAAGAGUCAAUACAAUUGCCUUCAGGAUGGAAUAAAUAUGAUGCAGGAGAUGAUAUAAGGGUUAAAGAGUGUGGACUAGGUGCCGAGGUUGUCUCUGACAACCAUGAGGCCGCAGCCAUUAGAACGGAUUAUCCAAUACCUGUUAUAUCCGGAAUUUAUUAUUUUGAAAUUGAUAUCAUUUUUGGUGGGAAAACGAAGUAA